AUGGGAGAGUAUCUUCUACUUAUACAAAAAUGGAUAUUAAUAAUAGCAUUAGCAUAAAUAACGCUUCAAGAUAAUAAAAAAAUUUCACUCCUGAAGAAAUACAAUAAUCUUAGAAAAGCAGUAUUGAAUUUAAGUAAUUAAUAUAAGAACUUAUUAAGGUUAUUUGCGAAUUUGAAAUAAUAUCUGCAGAUGAAACAGAUCCUGUUUUAGAAAGUUACCUAUAUAAUAUGUUUGCUUAAAAGAAUUAAUUAUAAAACUAGCUGUAAUUAAUAAAUAGCAAUGAAUAGCUAAUAUCAAAUACACAAGCUUUAAUAAAUAUAGUAAAAAUAUUAAUUAAAUAACAGCAUUUUAUUUCAUCAUAUCCAUUUCAUAAAGCAAAAUUUGAUUAAAUAAUAUAAAAAUGCGAAAAAAACAUAAACAAUUCCUGUAAAAUUUGAUAUUAAAAACAUCAAUCAGAUCCAAAUAAACUAACUAACUAGCUAAAUUAAUUAUAUAUAUUAAAUGUAAAUUAAUUAUAAUGUAUAUUACUUAUUAUAAUAUUAAUUCAUAAAAAAUACCAAUAUAACCUUACUGUUACUAUUAAAAAAAAAAAAAAAAAAAAAUUUCAUAUUAAUAAUUAAUUAUUUAAUAGUAGUAUUGUGA
Messenger RNA from Tetrahymena thermophila SB210, 642 nucleotides. RefSeq lists its product as hypothetical. The transcript has a single exon. The record is from RefSeq and is a predicted model, not a curated record. NCBI's taxonomy places the organism in Eukaryota, Ciliophora, Oligohymenophorea, Hymenostomatida, Tetrahymenidae.